Messenger RNA from Aspergillus eucalypticola CBS 122712, 937 nucleotides. RefSeq lists its product as uncharacterized. The transcript is spliced from 2 exons. Lineage: Eukaryota; Fungi; Ascomycota; Eurotiomycetes; Eurotiales; Aspergillaceae. Bases 368 to 685 code for a protein of 105 amino acids. The record is from RefSeq and is a predicted model, not a curated record.
GAACCAGUCACUUCUCGCUACGAGUGUCGGGGUGGGUUCAAUAGUCACGGGUGGCUUGCCUGACAGCGGCGAUCUUUCCGUGGCACCCAGUCCUAUGACAUCGAUGCAUCAGACCUGUAGAUGUCUAUUUUUGGUAUACCCAAUUCGGAAACCACGAACACAUCUAGAAGGAAAACAUCAUAUGGAUCAAGCGGUGUGAGAUUUCAUUGAGCGAGCAGGAGCGACUGAAAACAUAUAAAUGCCUCCGUCUUUCCAUGUCCCUUGAAAGAAUAACACAUCCAUCAAACCAGCAUUUUCUCAUCUUCUCAUUGACAAGAAGCCUCUUCAAAAACAUCUCAUACCAAUUCAUUCAAAGCAUUAUAUCAAAAUGAAGACCUCUUUCAUCACCGCGGCUUGCUCUACCUUCGCUGCUCUGUCCAGCGCCGCUCCCACUGAUAGCUCAACCUUCGAAGUCGCCAUCACCUUCUGGGGCGCCGACGGUUCCUCGUUCUUCCAAAGCUUCCCAGCUGACGAUACCACUCAUGCAAUCACCAACCCACUGUCAAUUACCAAGAUUUCCUCUGUCGGAGGCGGAUUCUGCACCUUCCAAGGAGUUGACGGCAGCAGCACUGUGGUGGCUGGUGAGGUUACUGUGCCUGUCAGCCCACCACAGACCCAGGUAUCUGGAACCUGCGAUAUUCUGUGAACGAUGAGAAAAAGCUUCCUAUUGAGACACGGGAAUGAUUGUGACGAUGACGUGCUCAUGUCGGCCUGGGGAUCGUUACGACCAGAGGACACCGAUGAAUCAAUGACUCUAUGUGAUUAGCUCGACAGUAUAUGUUGGUCCUGCAUUGGCUUAAUGUUUUGUUGGUAUUGGUGUAAUUAGCAAGUGAUGACCUGGAAAUCUUCCAGCGCCCGCAUGAAUUCGACACUUGUUUUUCAAUACACUUUAGGCUCG